Gekko japonicus is the source of this 1593-nucleotide messenger RNA. It is a transcript of the gene SLC25A40, whose product is annotated as solute carrier family 25 member 40. Gene Ontology annotation, biological process: mitochondrial transmembrane transport. Lineage: Eukaryota; Metazoa; Chordata; Lepidosauria; Squamata; Gekkonidae. The coding region runs from base 69 to 1088 and encodes 339 amino acids. The transcript has 11 exons. The record is from RefSeq and is a predicted model, not a curated record.
CGCGGCCCCACUCGCCUCGAAGGGACCUGCCGGGGAGGACUCGGCAUCAGCCCCUCGGUCGGGAGUAAAUGAUGGAUUCCAAAGAAAAUGGAUUAUACAAAGUCACAACUUUUCAGCAAGCAAUUUCUUCUUGUUGUGGUGCUGUUAUGACAUGUCUUUUGGUGACACCUCUAGAUGUUGUCAAAGUCCGACUACAAGUCCAGAGCAAUCCAUCCCUUAAAGGAAAAUCUUUUCUGGAUUCUGAUGGCCUUACAGAUCAUGUUUGUGUCUAUGAAAAUGGAAGCAGUAAAACUGGUCACAAGGCAUCUGGACGGUUUAAUGGCAUGAGGGAUGCUUUUGUGAAAAUUGUUAAAAGAGAAGGUGUGAAAACACUGUGGAGUGGACUGCCUCCUUCACUAGCAGUGUCAGUUCCAACAACAGUAAUUUAUUUUACCUGCUAUGAUCAACUACGUGAUGCCUUCAUUUCUAAACUAGGAGAAGAUAAUGACUACAUUCCACUUAUUACAGGUGGCAUAGCCAGAUUGGGUUCGGCUACUGUAAUCAGUCCAGUUGAAUUGAUCAGGACAAGAAUGCAGUCUCGCCAGUUAACUUACAAGCAGUUGUGUGCUUGCAUUAGUAGUAAUGUUACCAAAAAUGGCUGGCUUUCACUCUGGAAAGGAUGGGGUCCCACUGUUCUUAGAGAUGUUCCAUUUUCAGCGCUUUAUUGGUAUAACUAUGAAUACUUCAAAAAAAGAUUGUGCAAGAGAUCAGGUAAACAUGAGGCAACAUUCCUGAUCACCUUCUCAUCAGGAGCAGCAGCUGGUUCUAUUGCUGCUUUAUUAACGUUACCAUUUGAUGUAGUAAAAACACACAAACAGACUGAAAUUUGGGAAUCUGAAACAACACCCACAUCACAGCAGAGGCAUGCAUCAGUAUGGGAAGUAAUGAAGAGAAUUGUUGCUGGAAAUGGAUUCACUGGCUUGUAUGCUGGUAUUGUUCCAAGAUUGACAAAAGUUGCUCCUGCUUGUGCCAUAAUGAUCAGCACUUAUGAAUAUGGGAAGUCUUUCUUCCGUAGAUUAAAUAGAGAAAGAGACAUGAAGAACCAUUAAUGCUGUUUCUCUGAACUUCAAGUAGACUCAAUGGACAGAGUGCAGAAAGGGGAAUGCUGAACAAUGUCUGCAAGAGAAAAGAUUUGGUCUCAAAAUAUGGUUCAAAAGCCCCUUAUGGAUCCCUCCUGCCUCCCGGCAGCACCACUUGGUAGCUGGGCCAUCCCCAGUUGGGCCAGAUCUCUACUCAGAUUCUGUUCACUGAAUUAACAUGGCAAUAAGAACUACAGUAAAGAACUCCUUGCUGAUCCACACUGCAAGGGGAAAUACAGAUACAGAAGAGUUACCUGCAGACUUGAUGCAAAGAUUGUCCUUUAUUUCUGUUCCCAGAUAACCUUUGCCAAACCCAGGAAACACCCCCUCCCCUAUUUUCAGGUUCCAAAGCUAACUCCAAAAAUACACUUAGUUAUCUGAUAGCAGUUCAUUUGCAUUUAGCACUCUGAAGUACUUUUCAAAAGAUGUGUUUUACAAUAGACAUACUAGCCCAGACACCUUUACUUUAACUGCA